Messenger RNA from Vittaforma corneae ATCC 50505, 618 nucleotides. RefSeq lists its product as uncharacterized. Gene Ontology annotation, cellular component: proteasome core complex. NCBI's taxonomy places the organism in Eukaryota, Fungi, Microsporidia, Nosematidae. The transcript has a single exon. The record is from RefSeq and is a predicted model, not a curated record. The coding region runs from base 1 to 618 and encodes 205 amino acids.
AUGUCUGAUGUUGGGAGCUUCUAUGGUGGAUCCAUUCUGGCAAUGGCUGGGGAUGGAUGUGUAAGCAUUGUCAGUGACUAUAGAUUGGGAAAUGGACCCAUAACCACGUCUAAAUCUUUCAGAAGAGUCUUCAAAAUCACAGAUAGAAUUGUUUUGGGCUUACCCUUCUUUAUUCCUGAUGCUCAAUAUCUGCUAAAGAAGAUAGAAAAGCACGUUUCCUUAUUUAAACUGAUGGAAGGAAGAGAUAUUGAGCCAAAAGAAUGUGCAAACCUAGCGUCAGCAAUACUUUAUUCUCACAGGAGAUCUCCGCUCUACACCACAUCUGUCAUUGCCGGCAUUGAUUCCGAAAACAAGCCUUAUGUAUGUGAUAUGGAUUCACUUGGAUGUAAGACAGAGCCUGGAAACUUUGUUGCCGAAGGAACAGCCUCGACAAAUUUGAUAGGACUCUGUGAAGCGCUUUAUAGAGAAGACAUGGACGAGGAGGAUCUUUUUACCACAAGCAUUCAGGCAUUUCUAAAUGCAGUAGAUCGUAAUGCUUUGAGUGGGUGGGGUGCUGAAUGCAUUAUUUUAUCUCCUGGGAAGUGCGUCGUCAGGUCUGUAAAAGGAAGGUGUGAUUAA